This is a messenger RNA of Lecanosticta acicola, 1190 nucleotides long. The record is from the annotation of a GenBank genome assembly. Lineage: Eukaryota; Fungi; Ascomycota; Dothideomycetes; Mycosphaerellales; Mycosphaerellaceae.
AUGGCAGACCAAUUCCUUACGGCCCCGAAGUCGCCUCCGAACCUCAACAUCCCGGCUUCGAACAGCACAGUCAAGGUAUCAUGUAUUGACAGGUAAGUUGGCAAAGGAAGCAUUCAACAGAAAUCAUUUGCUCACGGCAACGCAGCACAGGACGCUUUCGAAUCCCAAUCAGCAACUACGUGCAGCCAGACUACGUCGGCCACCCCGAGCUGAAAGGCCCUUCAUUCUCCUUUCUGAUCGAGCACCCGUCCACCAAACCAAUCCUCUUUGAUCUUGGAAUCCGCAAAGACUGGCAGAUCCUCCCUUCAUCUGACAGAUUCAAGCAGUUCAACUUCAAAAUCCACGUCGAGAAGGAUACGGCUACCAUUCUGAAGGAACACGGCGUUGAUGUCGAUGGGGGCGCGAUUGGAGCCAUCGUCUGGAGUCAUCACCACUGGGACCAUGUCGGUGAUCCGUCAACAUUUCCCAGCUCCACGGGUCUCAUAGUCGGACCUGGUUUCAAAGAAGCCCAUCUCCCGGGUUUUCCAAAACGAAAAGAAGCCACACUUCUGGAAACUGACCACGCAGGCCGCAAUGUCCGUGAGAUAGACAUGAAAGCCGAAGGCAAAGGUCUGAAAAUCGGCCGCUUCCAUGCCUACGACUACUUUGGCGACGGCAGUUUCUACCUACUCGACACGCCCGGCCAUACCAUCGGGCAUCAGUGCGGCCUCGCCCGCGUCACCUCGAAUCCGGAUUCCUUCGUCUUCAUGGGCGGUGACGCCGCGCAUCACGGAGGCGAGUUUCGACCCACCGAAUACCUGCCCAUACCCCAGGAGAUCCAACCUUCGCCCCUGAAACGCCGUGGACAUGCAUGCCCCGGCCACCUGAUGCAGGACAUCCACCCGCAUCGAUCGGCGACGACACCCUUCUUCUACGUGACCGAGAGCUUCGCGCACGACAAGAAAAUCGCCGAUUGGACCAUCGAUGGGCUGGGAGAGUUCGAUGCGCACGAGAACAUCCUGAUGCUCAUGGCCCACGAUGAUGCCGUGGUGGAUCCGCCGCAGCUGGACUUUUACCCCAAGACCUUGAACGACUGGUAUGAGAAGGGCAUCGGGAAGAAAGUGACGUGGUUGUUCCUGGGCGAUUUCGAGCAGGCGCUGGAGGCCAAGGAGAAGGGCGAGAAUGCUUUCACGUGGGGCAAGUAUCCCUAG